GAAGAUCAGUUAGUAUCUUUGAUGAUCCAUACCAAUUGGUGAAAGGGAUUCCAACCGAAUACUCUGUUUUACAUUUAGACAUAUCAUAACAAUCAUAUUCGAAAAUAAUGAAUGAUAAAUGAUUGAAUGAUAGAUGAAAUGUUAUGUAUAAUGAUUAAAAAAGAAUGCAUAACUAUUGAUGCCCACCAUCCAUCCAGACAAAUCUGAGUUUUGAAAAUUUCAAAAAGUUCAGUCACUCUAUUUUUUUGUAAUCGUCGCAGAAGAAAGAAAAAGCCUAAACUUAUUUUGUUGGAAGGAACUUUUUCAACAUUUUUUUUUUCUUUUUCUUUUUCAACUUAUACAUACACAUAUAUAUAUUUAUAUAGAAUCAAUGCGAACUACACUUUUUGUCGCCGGGUUUGGAUCCAGAACACGAGCAAGAGAUCUUGCCUAUGAAUUCGAAAGGUAUGGUCGUCUUGUACGAUGUGAUAUCCCUGCUCCCAAAAGUUUUUCUUCCAAACCUUAUGCCUUUGUAGAAUUCGAAGAUCCUCGUGAUGCUGAAGAUUCUUUCAACGAAAUGCACGGAAGACGUAUUGACGGUUAUACCAUUAGUGUUCAGUGGGCACGAAACGCACCUAGCUCUUCAUGGCGCUUUGAUCGAUCACCACGUCGUCGCCGGUCACCUAGUCCUCGAGGCCUACCUCCCCACCCAUCAUAUGGACGUAGUCGAAGUCGGUCUCCUUAUGGUGGACGAUCUCCUCCUCCACCACCACCUCCUUCUUCACUCCAUCACAGCGGCGGAUACCACGGUGGACAUCAUCACCAUCAUCAUCAUCAUCAUCAUCAUCGUGGCCCUCCUUCACCUCUUCGUGGUCGAUCUCCUCCACCUCACGUACGCGACCGACAUGAUCGCUCUCGAUCACCGGCUCCAUUAGGUCGUCCUGAUGAUUAUCCUUAUCCUCCUCCUGGUGGUCGUCCUCUUUCCAAUGAACGUCGUUCCUCUCGAUCUCAAUCUCCACCACCUAUGCAUCUUCGUGGCGCACCUCUUUCUCGAUCUCCUUCUCCGCAAAGACGCUCCAUUUCUCCAAGAAGGUCCCGUAGUCCUCUUUAAUUUUAGUUUUAACUCUUAUGUAGUUGGUAGCAAACAUUUUCUUUUUAUUCAAAUAAAGGCUCUCUUUCUCUUUUGACGUGUGGGUGAACAAUUAAUAAAAAAAAAAAAUUGUUAUUGAUGUCAAC
Molecule: messenger RNA, 1215 nt
Organism: Halteromyces radiatus
Lineage: Eukaryota; Fungi; Mucoromycota; Mucoromycetes; Mucorales; Cunninghamellaceae
Exons: 4
Coding region: 371-1090 (239 amino acids)
Biological process (GO): mRNA splicing, via spliceosome
Cellular component (GO): nuclear speck
Molecular function (GO): RNA binding
Source: RefSeq, a predicted model, not a curated record